Messenger RNA from Gymnogyps californianus (California condor), 2901 nucleotides. RefSeq names its product diacylglycerol kinase iota (gene DGKI). The transcript is spliced from 34 exons. Lineage: Eukaryota; Metazoa; Chordata; Aves; Accipitriformes; Cathartidae. The record is from RefSeq and is a predicted model, not a curated record. Gene Ontology annotation, cellular component: nucleus. Gene Ontology annotation, biological process: intracellular signal transduction; diacylglycerol metabolic process; lipid phosphorylation. Bases 316 to 2901 code for a protein of 861 amino acids. Gene Ontology annotation, molecular function: protein binding; ATP-dependent diacylglycerol kinase activity.
UCCCUGGAGGAGAAGCUGCGGAGCCUCACCUUCAGGAAGCAGGUGUCCUACAGGAAAGCAAUCUCCAGGUCAGGCCUCCAGCACUUGGCUCCUGUGCAUUCCCUCAACAUUGCAGUCUCCAAUGGACCUGUGAAGGAACCAAGGGCGGCCUUAGAGUGGACUGAAAAUGCUGUGAAUGGAGAGCAUCUGUGGCUGGAGACAAAUGUUUCUGGGGACCUCUGCUACCUGGGGGAGGAAAGCUGCCAAGUCAAAUUCUCAAAAUCUGCUCUGCGGAGGAAGUGUGCUGCCUGCAAGAUUGUGGUCCACAAUGCGUGCAUGGAGCAGUUAGAGAAGAUUAAUUUUCGCUGCAAACCGACUUUCCGAGAAGGAGGCUCCAGAUCUCCAAGAGAAAACUUUGUCCGACAUCACUGGGUGCACAGGCGGAGGCAGGAGGGGAAAUGUAAGCAGUGUGGAAAGGGCUUUCAGCAGAAAUUCUCCUUCCAUAGUAAAGAGAUUGUGGCCAUCAGUUGUUCCUGGUGCAAGCUGGCGUUUCAUAACAAAGUCACCUGUUUCAUGCUACAUCACAUUGAGGAGCCAUGUUCCCUGGGGGCUCAUGCUGCUGUCAUUGUGCCUCCCACCUGGAUCAUUAAGGUGAAGAAAUCUCAGAACUCAUUAAAGACUUCAACACGGCGAAAGAAGAGAACGUCUUUUAAAAGAAAAGCCAGCAAAAGAGGCAAUGAUGUAGGUAUUCAAGAUAACAAAGGUCGGCCAUUUGUGAUAAAGCCUAUCUCUUCUCCACUCAUGAAGCCUCUGCUGGUUUUUGUCAAUCCAAAAAGUGGAGGGAAUCAGGGCACCAAGGUUCUCCAAAUGUUUAUGUGGUAUUUGAAUCCACGCCAAGUCUUUGAUCUCUCUCAGGAAGGGCCAAGAGAUGCGCUGGAGCUGUACAGAAAAGUGCCAAACCUGCGGAUCCUGGCCUGCGGCGGGGAUGGGACGGUGGGCUGGAUCCUCUCCAUCCUCGAUGAGCUGCAACUCAGCCCCCCGCCUCCUGUGGCUGUCCUUCCGCUUGGCACUGGGAAUGACCUUGCCCGUACCCUCAACUGGGGUGGGGGUUACACAGAUGAGCCAGUGUCCAAGAUCCUGUGCCAUGUAGAAGAUGGGACCAUUGUCCAGCUGGACCGCUGGAAUCUCCAGGUUGAGCGCAAUCCUGAUUUGCCACAGGAUGAGCUGGAGGAUGGGGCACGUAAGCUUCCUCUCAGUGUCUUCAAUAAUUACUUCAGCCUUGGAUUUGAUGCACAUGUUACACUGGAGUUCCAUGAAUCUAGAGAAGCAAAUCCAGAGAAAUUCAACAGCCGAUUUAGAAAUAAAAUGUUUUAUGCAGGGGCAGCCUUUACAGACUUUCUGCAAAGAAGCUCAAGAGAUUUAUCCAAGCAUGUUAAAGUUGUGUGUGAUGGUACAGACCUGACUCCAAAGAUCCAGGAGCUGAAGUUCCAGUGUAUAGUGUUUUUAAACAUACCCAGGUAUUGUGCUGGCACAAUGCCUUGGGGAAACCCUGGAGAUCACAGAGACUUUGAGCCUCAGCGCCAUGACGAUGGCUACAUUGAAGUCAUUGGGUUCACCAUGGCCUCGCUGGCUGCUCUCCAGGUGGGUGGUCAUGGAGAGAGAUUACAUCAGUGCCGUGAGGUGACACUUUUAACAUACAAGUCUAUUCCCAUGCAAGUGGAUGGUGAACCAUGUCGAUUGGCUCCCUCACUCAUUCGAAUCUCCUUGAGGAACCAAGCCAACAUGGUGCAGAAGAGCAAGAGGAGAACAUCCAUGCCUUUGCUGAAUGAUAUCCAUAAAGUGCAGUCUGCUGACCUGAGGAGAGUCUCAGCUCCCCCCGAUUCCUUCACUGUUCCUCAUUCCAUCCCAGAUCGCCUGCGGAUCAGAGUGAACAGGAUUAAUUUACAAGAGUAUGAGGGGCUACAUUACGACAAGGAAAAACUCCGGGAAGCUUCCAUUCCACUAGGAAUUAUAGUUGUACGAGGAGAUUGUGACUUGGAGACCUGUCGUAUGUACAUUGACCGUCUACAAGAGGACCUACAGUCGGUAACUUCUACUACACAGAGAGUUCAUUACCAGGACCAAGAAAGCUCUUUCCCCAGAGUACUUUCUGUUCAGAGGCUAUCUCCUAGAUGGUGCUUCCUAGACGCAACUUCUGCUGAUCGCUUUUACCGCAUUGACAGAUCUCAGGAACAUUUGCACUUUGUGACGGAAAUUUCGCAGGACGAGAUUUUUAUUCUGGACCCAGAGCUGGUAAUGUCACAGCAGGUGGGGACGCCACCAGGAAUGCCUGAUCUGGUAGUGGAGCAGGCCUCUGGAAUAUCAGAUCGGUGGAACCCUGCAGUUCGAAAGAGGAUGCUGAGUGACAGUGGCCUCGGCAAGAUUUCCCCACACUACGAGGUACCUGACAAACAAAAGGACGCCAGCCAGACACAUAUGCUGCAGUCACCAGUCUCCUCAGAAGAUCAAGCACUUUUACAGGCAGUCAUAGCUGGUGAUCUGCUGAAGUUCAUAGAAUGCUGUAAAAAAGGAGCCAAUUUGUUAAUCCAAGGACCUGAUCACUGCUCCUUGUUGCACCAUGCUGCCAAGACUGGGCAUGGCGAGAUUGUGAAAUACAUCCUGGAGCAUGGUCCAUCUGAAUUACUGGACAUGACAGACAGUGAAACGGGUGAGACAGCAUUACAUAAGGCAGCCUGCCAGCGCCAUCGCGUCAUCUGCCAGCUCCUGGUGGAUGCGGGAGCCUCUCUGAGAAAGACGGACUCCAAGGGUAAGACCCCUCGUGACAGGGCUCAGCAAGCUGGUGACCCAGAUCUGGCCUCCUACCUGGAGAGUCGACAAAACUACCAAAUGGUUUCCCACGAGGAUCUGGAGACAGCAGUCUGA